AUGCGAGGUUAUGAAGUGUCUAAGGAUUGGUGGGAAUUUGUAAACACGUAUGAAGGGAGUUUUUCUAGUACGCUUUAUCUCGAUAUCAUCUUCUGCCAAAAAUAUUUAAGAAUAUUAGGAAUAGAAGUUGAGGACAAUGAUGAACAGUGGAAAGAAGAUACAUCUAGUAAAGAUGAUGAUAAAGAGUGUGAAGAAGAUACAUCUAGUGAAGAUGAUGAUAAUAGUGGGAAGAAGAUACAUUUAGUGAAGAUGGGAGAGGAGAAGGUGGUUCGGGAGGAGAUGACUAAUUUGAGGUUUGAAAAGGUACUGGAAUUUCUUGAACUGUCAUUUCCAGAUGUUGGAGGGGUGGAAGAAGAAGAAGAAAUGUUGACAAAUGCUGAAGAACAUUACAAAGUUGGGGGAGGAGAUGAUAAUGAAGGAGAUGGGGGAGGAAAUGACGAUGAAGAUGGGGGAGAAGAUGAUAGUUAUGGUGACAAAGGAGAUGAAGAAUAUUCAGGAGGCGACGAUGGUGAAGGACAUUGGGAAGAUGGUGAAUAUGAUCAAGAUGAAGAAGAAGAUGAAGAUGAAGAGGAUGAAGAUAAAGAUGAUAAAGAUGAAAAAUGUGAGGGACCUCUUGAUGGCAAAAAAGAUUAUGCAAACGAUAAUGUAGAUGACCUGAUAGAUGAGCAUGUCCAUAUCAUGGAUAUUUUAGAAGAGUACGAAUUUAUCGGAGAAUUCCUUUAG
Molecule: messenger RNA, 723 nt
Organism: Magnolia sinica
Lineage: Eukaryota; Viridiplantae; Streptophyta; Magnoliopsida; Magnoliales; Magnoliaceae
Product: acidic leucine-rich nuclear phosphoprotein 32-related protein 1-like
Exons: 2
Coding region: 1-723 (240 amino acids)
Source: RefSeq, a predicted model, not a curated record